Colletotrichum orchidophilum is the source of this 765-nucleotide messenger RNA. RefSeq lists its product as uncharacterized. The coding region runs from base 1 to 765 and encodes 254 amino acids. The record is from RefSeq and is a predicted model, not a curated record. Lineage: Eukaryota; Fungi; Ascomycota; Sordariomycetes; Glomerellales; Glomerellaceae. The transcript has 2 exons.
AUGGCGCCCAGAUGUACGGGGAUCUACGACAAUCCGGAGGACCUUGUCUCCCAGCCGUGCAGGAAGAAGGCCCGCCUCCAUAGCCCCGACAAAACCCUCAAGAACGAUGAUGUUCACAGCUCCGAUCCUCUGCGGUCUUUCACCAAGGCCGAUGCAGAUGCUCUCUGCCACCAGAUGAGAGAGUUUGAGCAGGAAUACAACAGAGAUGGAUUCGAAGCCAGAGAAAAUCUAUCUCCCAAAGAAGUCGAGCUGAGAAUGGCUUGCAGUGCGCUCCUCUUUCGAAUUGAAGAGAUCAAAAGCCUCAUCCAGGGACACUUCUACACCUCCACAACCACCCAGGCCGUUCCUGCCGACCAAGCCAUUCUCACGUUGGUCGACUACCGCAACUGUCUUGUCCAGACCAAGAUGCUCUGCGACAAUUACCAGGGCCGCUUGAAGCAUUUGGAAGCUGCAGACAAACUCAAGAAUAACCUUCAAUCGGUUAUUCAUGAGGAGGCCGCCUACGAUGGAGAUGACGAGAGUGACCACAAAUUCACCACUUCCGACAGCUACAAUCACACCGAGUAUGCGAAGCGCAAGAAAUGGUACCGCUCCACCACGGAGAAGAGGAGUCUCGGCCAUCAGAUGGUGUCGAUAGAGGAGCCAGGCUCAGCCAUGGAGUGGGAGCCUCUCGACAGUGUUCAGGAGUCGACUCGAGAGGAUCCUGCUCACUGUUCUGCGGCGGAUGAUUGGGUCUCGUCUGAGCACGUGACCACAUUCCAUUGA